AUGCUUAACCGAUCUCCAGGAAGCAAUCCGUUGGCCUCAUCGAAUAAACCAAAAAGUGCGAUUGGAGAUUGGGGGUCAGACGGAAGUCGUUCGAGAGCAAUGGAGGCUGGAAUGAUCAACGAUGAAGUGGUAUCAAGUGGAUCCGGAUCUUCCGCCCAGGGACGAUCCAUUUCGCCGUGUCCAUCCACUGCUAGUCAUGGGGAUCCAUUGCUUCCGGUCGCCGAGAACUGGUGUCACACCCAGGUAUCUUAUUCACAAGCACAAACGCUUGUUCAGAUGAAUCGAAAGUUUCAGGUGAAAGUCGUGAAAUUCAACUACAUGUGGACGAUCAAUAACUUUUCGUUCUGUCGUGAAGAAAUGGGAGAAGUUUUGAAAUCGUCCACCUUUUCGGCAGGCUGCAACGACAAGCUGAAAUGGUGUCUCAGGAUCAAUCCGAAAGGUCUGGAUGAAGAAUCGCGGGAUUAUCUGUCACUUUAUCUUCUACUCGUGCAAUGUAACAAAUCGGAAGUUCGGGCCAAAUUCAAGUUUUCUAUUCUGAAUGCGAAGCGAGAAGAGACAAAGGCCAUGGAAUCUCAGCGAGCUUAUCGAUUUGUGCAAGGAAAAGAUUGGGGAUUCAAAAAGUUUAUUCGACGGGAUUUCUUACUCGAUGAGGCCAACGGAUUGCUUCCUGGAGAUCGGUUAAGCAUCUUCUGUGAAGUAUCGGUUGUAGCAGAGACGAUUAACGUAACAGGACAAACGAAUGUCACGCAGCUCUUCAAAGUACCUCCUUGCCGGCUUGCUGAUGACAUGCAGGGACUUUUCGAUAAGCAACAGUUUUCGGACUUCACUUUGAUCUGCAAGUCGGAAAAUGGGGCUCCUCCGCAGACCUUCUACAUUCACAAAGCUAUCGUAUCUGCACGAUCACGUGUUUUCUCGGCGAUGUUCGACCAUCAUAUGCAGGAAUCUGAUACCAACAUGACAACAGUAGAUGACAUUGAUCCCGAUGUGAUGCGAGAACUUUUGGUUUAUAUGUAUACAGGACAAGCUAGGUAUAUAGAUCAAAUGGCUCAAAGUCUGAUUGCGGCGGCUGAUAAAUAUCAACUGGACCGGCUAAAAGUGAUGUGUGAGCAAGCAUUGUGCUAUCAAUUGACGACUGAAAACGCAUGUUUGACGCUGGUUCUAGCAGAUAUGUAUUCAGCAGCACAAUUAAGAGCACAUGCUAUUAACUUCAUCAACGUUAAUGCAGCUGAGGUCAUGUCUUCCGAAGGAUGGCAUGGACUAGUGCGAGACCACCCGAAGCUGCUCGAAGAAGUCUUCAGGGCGUUGGCAAUGCAGCAGACACCACCAGUAGUUCUCGUUCAACCGCCCAAGAAACGACCGAAGCACAACUGUCCUUAUUGA
Molecule: messenger RNA, 1380 nt
Organism: Caenorhabditis briggsae
Lineage: Eukaryota; Metazoa; Nematoda; Chromadorea; Rhabditida; Rhabditidae
Gene: Cbr-bath-43
Product: Protein CBR-BATH-43
Exons: 6
Coding region: 1-1380 (459 amino acids)
Biological process (GO): regulation of proteolysis; proteasome-mediated ubiquitin-dependent protein catabolic process
Cellular component (GO): cytoplasm; nucleus
Molecular function (GO): ubiquitin protein ligase binding
Source: RefSeq, a predicted model, not a curated record